AUGGACCGAGGAAAGCCUACGCUUGAGGGCAUGCCUGUGGAGAUCCAGAUGGAGAUAAUGCGCCCCUUCUUGAGAGGCCCCUAUGCUAACAUGAUUGUCUUAUACCCGCUAGACUGCUACCGCUGGGACUUUGGCUUUGGCUCUUUGGGCAUCUUGAGCGUCUCAAAGCAUUUCUCUGCAAUAGCACUGAGUGUGCUUUAUGGGGAGAACGAUUUCUAUAUCUGGGGUCUUGAACGAGAGCUGGAGGAAUCUGACGAGUCGAAGGAGUGUGGCGAUGAGGAAGGACUCCUCACACACGAACGUCUCAAGUCUGUCCGUUGGAGCAACUUGAGAAACCUGCCAAAGGACCAGCUGACCACAAUAUCUGCUGUUGACUGCCUUGACUUGAUCUCGCAAACCCAGCCCGGUCAGGAGCGACUCAAGAAACUCGGCAUCAAAUUAACUCACUACGUCUUGAUGGUUUUUCUGGAAGGCUCAUUGCUCCGAAUCCUCAGGAGACUGCGUGGGCUACAAUCCCUUCAACUUCAGUUUGACGAGGCAUGGGGCGAGUUCAUUCCUAACAAGUCCUUACGAAUACCAGACUGGCCUGAGCGCUUUGGCCGCAGCUUCCUGCUUCUUAUAAAGAACGAGCUCGGCCACAUAAAGGCGAUCACGCUACCCGCAAACCCCUGGCCUGCUGACGCAGCUCAUAUUUCUGGCUGGAUCUCGCACGAGCUGGAAAAGAGGAAUGAGGCGUGGGUGCCACCUGCGCCGGCGUAUAUGAAUCUUCAUAGGACACCCUCUAGUAUUUUCGUCUUAGACCCGCAGAUCAUCAGGUUGCUUGCCAAUGCAGAAAUGUUUUACAGACGAAAUAGAGACAAAAGCCGCAUCCCGUGCCUCGAGGACGCCUAUGGGGUAUUUCCCUGA
Molecule: messenger RNA, 906 nt
Organism: Letharia lupina
Lineage: Eukaryota; Fungi; Ascomycota; Lecanoromycetes; Lecanorales; Parmeliaceae
Exons: 3
Coding region: 1-906 (301 amino acids)
Source: RefSeq, a predicted model, not a curated record